This is a messenger RNA of Sparassis crispa, 1107 nucleotides long. RefSeq lists its product as hypothetical. The transcript is spliced from 4 exons. The coding region runs from base 1 to 1107 and encodes 368 amino acids. The record is from RefSeq and is a predicted model, not a curated record. NCBI's taxonomy places the organism in Eukaryota, Fungi, Basidiomycota, Agaricomycetes, Polyporales, Sparassidaceae.
AUGGCUCAGCGAUGCAGCCAGAGGGUCGUGAUGCCGACACGACUAGCUGGUGUGCCACGUAGCGUGUAUGAAUCGACAUCUACACCUGUUGGUCUCUGGCGGGCGAUGCUGCUCGUCCGAUCGUCAGCAUGCAAGUUGUAUGCCCUCCCCGUAGGCUUUAUGCCGGUGAUAGAGUCGAUCUCGAAAAAAGUCGUCGACACCGAGUUUCCACCGCGUUAUCUUUCCAAGGCGUCUCGGAACUCGAUCUUCAAGAAGCAACGCAUAGACGUUGAACUCUCCUGCGCGGACACUGCCCUUCCUCCGCUUGCCGAAGAUGCCGAGGCGGAGGCGUGCAGUGGAUAUAUCCCUCCCACCCAGCGUGCCGUGCAAGAAGCAAACGAGGAUCUCGAUCAAGAUGGCGGAAGCAAAGUCGUAGACAUUCCUGACAUGUGUCUCAUUUUUCCAGACGAUGGAUAUCUCGAGGUCUUCUCCGCAGGUAGAGAAGGAGUCCGUCGUUCAUGUGGUCACGAAGUUCUUGGUACCGCAGCUUGCAGCGUUACGCCCGAACCUAUCGACUAUGAGGGCCUUACCGCACAGCUCACUCAGGCGGUCAAGCCUCAUAUAUCUCAACUCAUCGAUUUCGCACCGGACAAGCGGGGGACAGCAGGCCUCAUCGUUGACAGUUUCAUCCCUAUCCUGCGUUCCUUGCAUGCAGAAUUCCCUACGUUCGACGCGACGCGAAGACUUAUCGUUGGUAGGCUUGCUACCGAGGUGCGCAAGAUGCGAUCGAGAUCGAGACCACUAUUGCUCAACACAAAAAUGACGUGUUGCACAAACAUGUCCAUCGUUCAGUUCGAGCCAGAACCUCUGUCUUUGCGUUCUCAAUGGCUGCGGUCAGCUUGGGGGCCCGAUGUAUUCUCGUCGUCGUUGUGCAUUUGCAAGAAAGGCCUGUACCGCGCCGUCCGCGGGCCGAUCGUGAGCCGUGGCCACGUAGACCGUCACCAUCAGAGCACUGUCAGGCAAACUUGUAGUGGCGAGGGAGCGGAAGUAGAGGUUGAGUGCUUCCGUGAGGCCACCACGGAACGUCCAGGACCGCUAAGGACUGUAGGGACUAGGACGUCAACGUGA